AUGGAGGAACACCACCAACUCCGGGGCGACGACGACGAAUCGCAUCGCAACAACCAAACUCACUCCCGAUGCACACCUCGAGACAGUGCUCUCCCCCCUCUCGAUUGGCACGUGUACUUCCCGAACGUGGAGUACGACGUCACGUCCGAUCGACGGUGCGAGCUCGCGAGCAAAUUGAUCGACGCGUUUUGUCUCGCAACGAACGGGGCGGAAUUAUUCGACCAGGUAAUCAUUAUAUAUUGUGUCUUCUCGCGCAGAGACGAGACGAAAAGAGACCUCUCUCUCCCUCUCUCUUUCUCUCGCGUUGGGUGUCUUCUCGCGCGACGUAAACGACGAUCUCGAGCUCUUUCAUUCGCUUUAAUUUUAAGAUUUUCAAAAGCGGAAACGACAGCUCUUUCUCUCUCUCUCUCUGCGAUAAACUACCAUUUUACGAUGUUGACUCUCUCUCUCUCUUUUCAUCUCUCAAAUAAAAAACGACUGCAGACGAAAGCGUUGCACGCGAAAUCCAUCGUGAUUCCGUUCGAUUAUAAAGCGUUGAAACGUGUACUCGGCGAUCGAGUUCCCGAUUUGUUCCACGCGCUCGACUUGGCGCCGGACGAAGCGUUUCAAGCGUUGGCGUGCGCUGCGCACGAGUGUUUAUUUUAUAGCUUACCGAAAGAAGAAAGAGGACGGUUGAUCGCGAGUGGGUUUAAGGAGAAGGCGUUCGAAGGUGUGGUGCUGGCCAACGGUGAAAACGACGAGAUGAUUUCGCGACGAAAUAAUCGGAACGUCAUCGGGAAGGAGUGUAAAGUGACGUGCCACGUGUAUAACUUUUCGAGCAAGUUUAAAGUGAGAGAUUUUCGAGAGUUGAAAUCCAGUUGGCUCGGACGGGUCGUGCAGUUGAAAGGGGUCGUCCAAAAAGCAGACGCGACGAAACCACUGUGUAAGUCUAUAUUUUUCAAGUGCGAGCAGUGUAAAGAGUCGAUUCUGGUGACUUUGGAUAAGAGCGGGAAUUUCAAGGCGCCGGCGAACUGCGAGACGCCCAAGUGUCGAGGGAAGAAAGGAUUUACGCCGGAUUUCGAGAGAGCGACGACGGAAGAUUGGAGGCGGGUGACGCUGAGAGAAGAGCCGAAUUUAGGGAGCGGGGAAGGGAUAAGCAGCAGCUCGGACGAAGAAGAAGAUGAUGAUGAAGAAGAAGAAUUUGACGAGGAGGAAGAGGAAGAGGAAGAUUUUGAACCACUCGAUGACGACGAGGAAGGAGGGAGAAAGAAAAAGAAGAGGAGUAAACAAAAACGACGAAAAUCGGCGGACGAGUUAGACGCGCGAACGCUCGAUCGGGCACCGAAGCACAUCGAGUGCGAGCUUUCGGAAACGUUAGUCGAUCGCAUAGAGACCGCGGGCGAACGCGUGCAAGUGUGCGGCAUCGUCCGAAGAGAAGAGUGCGAAGAGCAACGAGGGACGUCUGUUUUAGGCGGCAAGAAAACCGGGUCGGCGAUACAACGGUUAUACGUAGACGCGGUUUCUGUCAUGCCAUCAGCCUCUGCUACUGGUAGUGCUGGUGCUGGUUACCAAACGACGAAUAACAAUCAAACGAGUACGACCAACCGCAAAACGGAAACGUACCAAGAAAUAGUUAAAUUUAGCGAACGCUGCGCGGACGACCGUUUGAGAGUUUUGGUCAAAUCUUUGUGUCCGUCGAUUUACGGGCACGAAAUUGUCAAGUGCGGCUUGCUUUUGUGCUUGUUCGGUGGCGUAAGAAAAGCCGAUAAGAGCAGUAAAAGAAGCAAAAACAGUAGCGGUAAAAACAACAAUAAAGAAAACAACAACGCAAACAGCGUCGGCGCGGAGACGAGCUUUGACAACGACAAAGAAAACGAAGAAAACGAAGGGCGCCAAAACGAAAGUCAACGAGUGCAUCAGAAACGACGCAGAAGUUCGUUAAACGCGCGGGAACAGCACCAACAUAAAAACCACGGUGCCGCUGGAAACGAAACCUUCGCUCGAGGCACCUCGCAUUGUCUCGUCGUCGGUGACCCAGGCAUGGGUAAAUCGCAAAUGCUCCGCGCCGCUUCGCGCGUAGCGCCGUUGGCAAUACACGUGAGUGGUAAAUCCGCCUCGACUGCAGGUUUAACCGCGACUGUGUCUCGAGAUCCAACAUCCGGCGCGCCAACGUUCGAAGCCGGUGCAGUUGCGUUAGCGCACGGCGGCGUCUGUUGCGUGGAUGAGUUUGAUAAAAUGAAAUCCGAACACGCCAGCUUACUCGAAGCCAUGGAACAGCAAAGAGUCUCGGUGAACAAAGGCGGCGCCAGGGCGUCUUUACCCGCGCGAACGACCAUUUUAGCCGCGGCGAACCCGCAUAAAGGGCGAUACGAUCGAUCGAAAAGCGUUCGGGAAAACUUGAAGAUGUCCGCGCCAUUACUCUCGCGAUUCGAUUUAGUCUUUGUGCUCACGGACGAUCCGGACGAAGAGAGAGACAAGCGCAUCGGCGACAACGUGACGCGAUUGUGCGGAGGACGAAAAGUCGACGAAAGAACCGGGAAAACCACGAAUUUAACGUUUGCGGAGAAGUUUCAGUUGGAGCGAAACAAAAGACGCGAAGCCGAAGCCGCCGCUGCUCUAACGCAACAGCAACGAAGCUCCGUGUCGGCGAGCGAAACGAUUUUAACGUCGGCGAAGAAGCAAGCGUCGCAGCGCGUGUUCUCGUUGAACAAGCAAGAAGCAUCACCAGAUGCCGUCGCUCUGAUGAACCUCCCGCCACCGUCCUCGUCUCUUCGCGACGGUGUCGGUUUAAAAGAAUACCUCGAACGUAAAUCUGAAGAGGACGUCGACGACGACGAUAAAGACGCUCUUUAUGCAGACUACAAGCGCACCUCCUACGACGACAUGCACUCAAAAGACGGCAUCGUCUCCACCUCUUUCAUGCGGAAAUACGUCCGCUACGCGAAAAAAUACGUCCACCCAACCCUCUCCUCCGACGCGAAAGAAGUCAUCAAAGCCUUCUACCUGGAAUUGCGCAAAAACGCGCCCAUCAACGACUCCGCUCCGGUGACCGCUCGACAACUCGAGUCGCUCGUCCGCCUCUCCGAAGCUCGAGCUCGAGUCGAUUUACGCGAAAUCGUCACCGACCGCGACGCCAUGGACGCCGUCGAACUCUACUCCCUCUCCAUGGCCGACGUCAUGCGCGACGACUCCGGAAGGCUCGGCGCGUUUGGCAAACGCACCGGCGUUUCCGGAAAGCGCAAAAACUUCCGCGUCUUCAUCGACGCCGUAAACGCCGCCACUCGAAACAAAGGUAACGCGUACUUCUCCGUCGGAGAGUUGCACGCGUUAGUCGAACAAACGCGAUUGGAUGGAAUUAAAGACAUCGACGCUUUCAUCGAGGCGCUCAAUUUAGCCGGCGAGUUGCUCAAGUGCGGACGAUUGUACAAAAGUGCAAGCAGCUCUGCUGUUUAA
Messenger RNA from Bathycoccus prasinos, 3432 nucleotides. RefSeq names its product DNA replication licensing factor MCM8. Gene Ontology annotation, molecular function: ATP hydrolysis activity; ATP binding; single-stranded DNA helicase activity. Bases 1 to 3432 code for a protein of 1143 amino acids. The transcript has a single exon. Gene Ontology annotation, biological process: DNA replication. The record is from RefSeq and is a predicted model, not a curated record. Lineage: Eukaryota; Viridiplantae; Chlorophyta; Mamiellophyceae; Mamiellales; Bathycoccaceae. Gene Ontology annotation, cellular component: MCM complex; nucleus.